This is a messenger RNA of Drosophila rhopaloa, 3424 nucleotides long. It is a transcript of the gene SWIP, whose product is annotated as WASH complex subunit 4. NCBI's taxonomy places the organism in Eukaryota, Metazoa, Arthropoda, Insecta, Diptera, Drosophilidae. Gene Ontology annotation, cellular component: endosome; WASH complex. Gene Ontology annotation, biological process: endosomal transport; endosome organization. The coding region runs from base 64 to 3405 and encodes 1113 amino acids. The record is from RefSeq and is a predicted model, not a curated record. The transcript has 9 exons.
ACGUGCCAUCCCUAUAUUACUCAUGAGAAAAUCAAAACAAUAACAUAAUUUAAAUUGGUAAACAUGAAGGACGAGCAAAGCUCUAUGUCUAUGUUUGCCGAGGAUAUCCUGAAGGAUUACGGGUCGUUUAUGUCAGAGCACGAUGGGAAAUUAAAAUUGUUAAGGAAUGAGGUGCCAAAUUCUGAUUUUGUAGAGCCCUCGUCAUGUAUAUAUAUGGCUCCCGUAAUAGAGGUAAACUUUGUAGGCAACGACUCCAUCGUUUCGGAUAAGAACUUUGAGGAAUCGGAGCUUGUGGCGAAUAAACCUCUGACGACCUUAGCGAAUCUAUGCAACCAGUGCAGAAACUUGUCCCGGAAAGCAAAGAGGUUUCAGUUGGCGUUUCAGUUUACCGAUUUUCGGCUGGAUGAUUCGUCACAGUUCCAAUCAUUUGAGGGCGCCGUUUUAGAAGGAGCCUUGGUUUCGAUGAGUAACUCCAUGGAUUUCUUCUGUCAGGUUUACUUUUUGCUCAAACGCAUGAUUGUGAUACUCCAAAAUCUGUGGAGGCAAAUAGCCGCAUCGGUCUGUGUACCAGUGGACGUUAAUGAAGUCCAUAUAUUCGCUGUCUUUGAUGUUAUGGCUGAAUUAUUGGAGCAUGUUGUCGUUUUUAAUGAACUAGCGAACCAAUCAAAGAUUUCCGCCAUGUGGUCUCUCUACAAGAAGUGGCUAGUUACGUUGUCCAACAACAGUGGACUAUCCUCUGACCGAUUCACCAGCAUGGAGCUCAAUGGCCUCAGUGUGUCCCUAGUUGACAUUGAGAAUGUCAUCACAAACGACUUCUUUCGGAUUCUUCUAGAUAGCCUGAUGGAGUUAAAAAAGCAAUUGAGCCUGAACGUUGUAAACUACAUCACCCAGCAUUCCAAUGCCUACAUUCGCAAACAGCUUCUUGAUAUUGAUGUGAGUCAGAGCAACGAAUAUAGAAACUACGAAGAUCCGAAGCACAUAAUUCGCUUGACUGCCUUCGUUGCGGUGGUGCAUGAGUUUGGCAUCCAAAUGGAAGGAAAAUUAGUCAGAAGUGUUGUCGACUUGGUGGCCAGGCAUAAACAGGUGUCCAUCAACCGAAGUGUGUUCUGGUCACCUUCGUCAUUCCUUUCGCAACAUGCCAAAACUCUGAUGAAGUCACCAGCCCGAACCCAAGAUACCCAUGGUCCGAAAAUCCAUAGCACAGUCCUGGAGAAAUUCAAGCUCAGCGACCAGAAGAGUUGCCGUCAGCUGGGCACACAGAUCUCGCUGUGGUCGAUUAGAAUGCAGAGAGUGUUUGAUGCUGGAGUCUUCGGGCAUCUAAAGACCUUUUCUCACCUGAUUCUCACUGGGCAGUCUUAUGCCAACCAAGUCACUGUCUUGGCGGUCUCCCUGAUCAACCGCCACGCGGCUCUCAUGACGCCCAUGACCAAAUUCGACUGGUUCGUGAUCUCUCGAUUGCUACAGUACCUAAAGAUUCUUCAGAAUACCUUUGAGUCAAACCAAAUCAAUUUCGUGCGUUUUAUCAGCUCGCUGAUACAGUGGCAGAAACAGAAGGUCCUGCACUUACUGCACACCACAAAAAAGAAAAUUGUCGAUCUCAAAUUGCUGCAGCGCAAGAUGAAUUUCUUGUCAACAAUGAAGCUGGUUGAGAAGUCCAUUAUUGGCUUUCCGAGCAAAAACCGACUAACUUUUAUAAAUCUGGCUCUCGGCGAGUUCCUCGAUAAUCGUAUUCUUCCUGCCGACAACCAGAAGCUGAUCAGGUCGAUUAUACUUAGAGCUAAUAAUAUCAGCAACCUUAUGCGCGAUAUCAGGGGGCAACUGGACUUGUCCGACUCGUCGAGUCUGAUAUACAAUUACUGGUUUAUAAACACUUUGGUGCAGAAGGAGUACACCGAGAUGCAGCGUAAUCCGUUCUCCCUACAGAGCAUUGUGUCAGUAAGCCAUAAUCUGGACAAGAGCAUGGCUAUAUUUAGGGGAUCAAGGUGCCCCAAGCAGUCGGCCAACGAUUUAAUUAUUAAGUUUUUAUGCAACCACUUAGAGUUUUAUCUGCGGGUUGAGGCCCUUUCGCACCUGUUCCAGAAUCAAGACCAACCAUUCCAGCAAAGUGCUUUAGACUAUCGCCUCUGCAUUAAUGCGGGGUCUACUGAAAAUGGUGGUGACUACAAUAUUAUAAGAGAUCACCUAGAGAAUUAUUUCACUGCAACGUUCUACAACCUUACGACAAUCGCCCCGCACGACUGGAAGUCGUACGAAAAGAUGCGUCAUUUGGCCAACAAGGUGUUGAAGCUGCGGCCAAUGGAUGAUCACCUGCCCAAACAGAUAAUUGACCAAGGUAUAGACGUGCUCCAGAUCAUGCGCAACAUCCACACGUUUGCCUCCUCCUAUGCCUACAAUAUGAACCUACAGUUGUUUGUGGAGACGCACAGCAAGAGCAAGCACCUGGACAUCAUCGGCACACGGCACGUGGCCAACUCGGUGCAAACGCACGGUACCGGCAUUAUCAACACCACUGUCAACUUUAUUUACCAGUUCCUGCGUCAGAAAUUCUACACCUUUUCCACUUUUCUGCACGACGAGCAGAUAAAAUCGCGACUACUCAAAGAGCUGCGAUUUCACUCAGAGCACAAGCACAGCAAAGAAUACCAAUCGUAUCCUUAUGAACGCGCUGAUAGCUUUCUUAAAAAGAUCAGAAAACUCGGUUGUUCUGGCAACGGCGAGACCUAUAUGGACCUAUUCAGAAAAGUUAUUACCCAAGUCGGCAAUGCCGUGGGCUAUGUGCGCCUCCUGCAGGCAGGAAGCAAGAAUGCGAACUUUAGGAGUCGUUCAUAUAAGACCAGGCUCGACAGCAACUUCAGUUCCGGAGGCUCCAAAGUGCAUGAGGUCACAGAGGGCUCCAUUAAGGAGUACGAAAAGAGCUUAGGCCACAUGAAGGAAUGCUAUUCUGACAGCACAAAUUACUUUAGGCUCCUCUUACAAGGUUUCCAGCCUUUCUUAUGCAACCCCCAUAACCACCACCUAAAAACCUUCUACCUCAUCACACCUGCGCUCAUAAUGAACUACAUUGACUACAGGGUCAAGCAGAAACUGAAGAUCCACAAGAAGGACCAGUCCAAGAUCUCGCUGUUCGAGGAUGGCUUCGCCAUCGGCCUGGUCUACAUUCUAAACUUGCUGAACCAGCAGUUGGAGUUCUAUGAGCUGGGCUGGAGUCAAACCACCACCCAGCACCUGAACGAAGAGCGCUCCAAGGUCCGCGACAUCCUGACACGCCAGCAGACUGCGACGGAGCAGCUGGACGAGAAGCUCUUACAGACCGUGGCGAUAACCGAACGACAUGUGAAUGCCUAUGAACAUGAAUACAAUCUGCUUUACGCCACCUUAAGUAGCUCCGAAAUAUUUUUCCAAUAAAUUUGUUUAUCAAGCCAAA